Nerophis lumbriciformis (worm pipefish) is the source of this 5595-nucleotide messenger RNA. NCBI's taxonomy places the organism in Eukaryota, Metazoa, Chordata, Actinopteri, Syngnathiformes, Syngnathidae. The record is from RefSeq and is a predicted model, not a curated record.
GAAACCGUGAAAAUAGGGGACAUUUCCUACAAACUAAAAACGCCACGCAACCCCGAACUUGUUCCUGUCAAACACAUUGCAGACUUUCUGCCCCAGGCUGUGGCUCAGCACCUGCGAUGGAUUAUGCAGAAAGACCUUUUGGGUCAAGAUGUAUUCCUCAUCGGACCCCCCGGACCCUUGAAGAGAACUAUCGCCAUGCAAUACCUUGAAUUGACCAAACGGGAAGUAGAGUACGUCGCUUUGUCCAGGGACACUACAGAGACCGACUUGAAACAGAGGAGAGAGAUUCGGGCCGGAACUGCCUUUUAUGUUGACCAGUGUGCCGUUAGGGCGGCCACUCAAGGCCGAGUUCUACUCCUGGAGGGUCUGGAGAAGGCGGAGAGGAACGUUCUGCCUGUCCUCAACAACCUGCUGGAGAACAGAGAGAUGCAACUGGAGGACGGACGCUUCCUCAUGGCAGCCGAGCGCUACGACAAACUGUUGCAGGAGCACACAAAAGAGGAGCUGGACGCCUGGAACAUUGUCCGCGUGAGCGAGGACUUUCGGGUGAUUGCCCUCGGCCUUCCCGUGCCCAAAUACAAAGGCAACCCGCUGGAUCCUCCACUCCGCUCUCGCUUCCAGGCCAGAGACAUCUAUUACCUGCCAUUUAAGGACCAGUUGGAACUUUUGUACGCGGCUGGACCGAACAUAGCAGCAGAGAGGGUGUCCCAGCUACUCUCCCUUGCGACCACACUGUGCUCCCAGGAAUCAGCCAACUUGGGCCUUCCUGACUUUCCUGUGGACAAUCUCCUACCUGGCCUUAAUGUUCUGAAUGUUUUCCCCAUGAUGUCUUCACAGCAGUUUGUUCAGAGACUUUACCCCUACCAAAGUAUGUUGGGCAAGGAUGGGCUAAGCUCUGUGGAGACUGUCCUGAGCAAAUUUGAGCUUCUGGAUGGCGGUCGCAAGACAUCAAGCAGCGCUGUCGUCGGUGUGUCCAGAACAAACACGGAGGGCGUUGCAGAUGUCACCUUGCGAGUUGCAGAUAAAGAUAUUACGUUUCAGGUCCCUGCAGGCACCAAGGAGCCUCGACCGCCCAACAGUAGCUCUGCCUUCAUCAGCACCCCGAGCCACACGCAGUUGAUUGCUGACAUGAUGCAGUCGCACAUGGUGAAGGAUAUGUGUCUCAUAGGAACUAAGGGUUGUGGCAAGUCGGUGAUUGCCAAAGAGUUUGCUGCCAUCCUGGGUUAUAGCAUCGAGCCUGUCAUGCUUUACCAGGACAUGACAGCCAGGGAUCUCCUCCAGCAGAGGUUCACGCUUCCCAACGGUGACACGGCAUGGCGUCCGUCGCCACUGGUCACCGCCGCCAUGGAAGGCAAGCUUCUGCUGUUGGACGGUAUACACAGGGUCAACUUGGGAACACUGGCUGUCCUUUCGAGAUUACUUCACGAUAGGGAGUUGGAUCUGUAUGAUGGCACCAGGCUGCUGAGGUGGGACAGAUACCAGGCGCUGAAAGAAGAACAGAACUUUACCGACGAGCAACUUAAAGAGAGGUCAAUCUUCGCCAUCCACCCGUCGUUCCGAGUGCUUGCGCUGGCUGAGCCUCCGCUGGUAGGCGCUAGCGCAAGUAAUAGCGGCAGCAGCAAUAAAGGUCAGCAGUGGCUGAAUCCUGAAUUGCUCACUAUGUUCCUGUACCACACCGUCAGCCCGCUGGCCCGAGCCGAGGAAGUCGACCUUUUGCAAGGACUGUCUCCAAACGUUCCAAAGGAGGCAGCUGAACAACUACUGCACCUCACGCACACCCUCCGACAAACAAAUGACCCUACGGCACAGUCCUUGGCCUCCUCCCUUUCCACCAGACAGCUGCUACGGAUUUGUCGCAGACUCUCUCGCUAUCCCGAGGAGAGCAUUGCGCACGCUGUCAACAAGGCUUGCCUUUCCAGGUUUCUUCCCAGCUUGGCCCGUGGUUCGCUCCAGAAAAGCCUGGCCAACUGUUCCAUAGAAGAAACUCCCGCCAAUGAACAUACACGUGACCUCUCCUGUAUGGUCAAAGACGGAGUACUAACUAUCGGCAAAGUGUCUGCUCCUGUCUACAGCCCAAAUGAGAAAAUGAAGGUUCCAGAUGUACUCUUCUACGAUAAUCCCCAGCACAUGACGGUGAUGGAGGAUAUGUUAAAAGAUUUUCUAUUGGGAGAGCACCUCCUUUUGGUAGGCAACCAGGGUGUGGGCAAGAACAAAAUAGUAGAUCGGUUCCUACACCUUCUGAACAGACCCAGAGAGUAUCUACAGCUGCACAGGGAUACCACAGUGCAGACACUGACGCUGCAGCCUUCGGUCCGAGACGGUAUCAUCACAUAUGAAGAUUCGCCACUGGUCAAGGCCGUAAAGAUGGGGCACAUUUUGGUGAUCGACGAGGCCGACAAAGCUCCCACAAAUGUCACCUGCAUCCUCAAAACCCUAGUGGAAAGCGGAGAGAUGAUUCUGGCUGACGGACGCAGAAUUAUCUCUGAUCCACUUGAAGCAAACGGGAGGGCUAACGUCAUCGCCAUGCACCCAGACUUCAGGAUGAUGGUGCUGGCCAACCGACCAGGCUUUCCCUUCCUGGGCAACGACUUCUUUGGAGCUUUAGGCGACAUCUUCAGCUGCCAUGCCGUGGACAAUCCCAAACCCAGGGCUGAGCUCGCCAUGUUGAAGCAGUACGGCCCCGGCGUUCCCGACAGUACUCUGGAGAAGCUUGUCGCCGCCUUUGGAGAGCUCCGGUCCAUGGCCGACCAAGGCACCAUUUCCUACCCGUAUUCUACUCGAGAGGUGGUCAACAUUGUCAAGCAUCUCCAGAAAUUCCCCAACGAGGGUCUAGCCAAUGUGGUUCGGAACGUCUUUGACUUCGACUCGUAUAACAAAGACACGCACGACGUCCUGAUCGAGGCGCUGCACAAGCACGGCAUUCCCAUCGGAGCCAAGCCCAACUCUGUCAAGAUGGCCAAGGAGUUGCCUCUGCCAGAAGCCAAGAUGACAGGGUUUUGGACGAUAAAUCAAAAAGGCAAUGCCCGGCGCAAAAUGCUAUGUCCUUCUGAGACGCAUCGCAUUGACGUCAAGGGUCCCGUCUACCUGCGUGUUCAAACCUAUCCGUGCAACAGGCAGGAGAGCCGGGCUUUGAGUUUCAGUGAGGAAAAAGCCCACUGGCAGAUACCCAUGAACGAAGUCAACAUCAUCUGCGAUGUCACUACUAAAGAUGGUAAACAUGACUGCUUAGAUAACACUCUAUAUGUGGCCACAUGUAACCCGGUUACGCUGUACUCUAUGAAGGAGCGCGGCGAUACUAUUCAGUGCGUGGAACUUUACGACAUCUUCCCCAGGACUCUCAGUGGGGUCUGGCAGCCCUUUGUUACUGUGGCCCCCCUUGGAAGUCCAUUGGAAGGCCAGGCGGUUUUGCACGAGGAACAGAGUAACACGGUGCUCCAUGUGGACAUGGCCACAGGUGCAGUGCGGAGGCUCAUGUUGUCAGCGGGUAAUGAGUCUCCCCCCAGCAGUACAUCUAAUUGGUGGAGCGGUAAAGAAACGCAGGGGGACUUUAAAAUGUGUGGCAACUUCGCCCACAAGAACUGGCUGCUGUUCUACAAGGAAUACGGCAAUCAGUUGGAGGUACUGGAUGUGCUGGAGGGCCAAGUUCACACCAUCUCACUGCCCAUCAAUCUCAAGUCCGUCUUUCUCGUGGCCGAAGACCGCUGGCUGCUCUUGGAGAACGACACAAACAAGAAGUUCCUGCUGACCAAGCCCAUGCACAUGGGGGCUGAGGAUUCGGGCGUUUGUCAGCUGCACAGCAUCAGCGAGGACCCUGUCAGCUCGGGACACGGGGCCACCAGUGCAGAUAACGUGUCGGUACCCCAGAUGCUAUCAUCUGAUCAGCUCCCCAACGAGAAUCUAAGCUCCGCCCUCAGUCAAAAGAUUGCCUCCCCGAAUCGCGUCAUGGCUGACACCGGCACCUUUGCACGAGUCAUUGUGGGCUUUCCAGACCUUAUGUCUCCCAAUGAAGUGUACAGCUUUACGAGGGCAGUCGACCUAUCGGAGAUGAAUACCAGCGACGGCGGCGCCCACAUGUUCCUCAGAGGUGGCUUGCGGACUUCCGUGGCCAAACAAAACAAUUGUGUUAGUUUGCUGUCAGCCAAUCAGGUCGUUCGGGCCCUUCCCCCGAGCAAGGUUCCCCUGAAAGAGGUCUAUCCCAAAGACGUGACCCCUCCGAUGACGGCGGCCUACCUGGAAGUGACUGAUCUCAACUCGAAAAAAGUCAAAUAUAUUCCUGUCCCGAGGUCGAUGUCCGUGUCACCCUACACUAACUGGCUGUCCAAGGUUUCGGAGACCGACGUCCUGAUGGCGCCGCUCGACACGGGUGGCGUGGUCACAGUCGACAUGGGAGGCCACGUGCGACUCUGGGAGACGGGAAUGGACACAUUGCAGCGGUCGCUGAUGGAGUGGAGAAAUAUGAUUGGCUCUGAGGACGGCAGGCCUGUGCAGAUUACCAUCCAGAGGGACAGCGGCUUGGAUGUCUCUGCCCCGAAACAUGGCAAGGUGGAUCCUAAGAAUGCACCCCAUGUGGGCGGAAACCAGUGGGCGGGUGGAACAGGAGGUCGAGAUACUGCAGGGCUGGGCGGGAGAGGGGGCCCGUAUCGCUUGGAUGCGGGACACAAGGUGUUCCAGGUUUCCCAGGCAGAGAAGGACGCUGUCCCAGAGGAAGUCCGCAAAGCUGCGCGAGAAAUAGCAGAAAAAGCCUUCAAAGACAGGCUGAAGGAGAUCGACAUGAGUGAAUAUGACGCUGCUACCUACGAGCGUUUCUCCAAGGCUGUCAGGAGACAAGUUCAGUCCCUGCGCACCAUCCUGGAGACUUUGCAGGCCAAAGCCAAAGAGCGCCAGUGGUUAAAGAACCAGGCUCUGGGAGAUCUGGAUGAUGCUAAAAUCAUCGACGGCCUCACUGGCGAAAGGGCCAUAUAUAAACGGCGAGGAGAAUUGGAUCCCGAGCCCGGCACGCCCCAGCAAAAGCCCAAACGUCUGCGAGUGCUCGCCGACGUGUCGGGAAGCAUGUAUCGCUUCAACGGCGUGGACGGCCGCCUGGAACGCUCCAUGGAGGCUGUGUGUAUGGUCAUGGAGGCUCUGGAGAACUAUGAGCACAAGUUCAAGUACGACAUCAUGGGUCACUCGGGCGACGGCUACGACAUCGAACUGGUCCGAGCGGACAAAGUCCCCAAGAACAACAAGCAAAGGCUUAAAGUUCUCAAGACGAUGCACGCCCACUCUCAGUUCUGCAUGAGCGGCGACUAUACGCUGGAGGGCACGGAAGCCAGCAUCAAGGAGCUGGCGCGGGAAGAGGCCGACGAGCAUUUUGUGGUGGUGCUGAGCGACGCCAAUCUGGAGCGCUACGGCAUCCGGCCCGAGCGCUUUGCCCGGGUCCUCACCUCGGACCCCCAGGUCAACGCCUUCGCCAUUUUCAUCGGGUCUCUAGGCGAUCAAGCCGAAAGACUCCAAAAGACCCUACCGGCUGGGAGAUCCUUCAUUGCUAUGGAUACCAAGCAGAUCCCCCAAAUAUUGCAGCAGAUCUUCACAUCCACCCUGCUGUCCACUGUCUGA